AAGUAAGCCUUGCGAGCGCGUACUUUGAAAAGAAAUAGAUAUGGAUAAAACUCAAUAUUCCUUUCCACUGCUCCCAGCUGACCAACUUGUACAGGAUCUUAACAUCAUAGCUGAUUUACCACUGGAGGAGAAGGACUUCAAACAACCAAAUAGCCAGAGAUGGCAGAAGAUUUAUUGUCGUUUGGUGGAGGUUUUAUCGGGAGUGUCUUUUGAGAGUAUUAUACAGCAAGUUUUGUAUGUCAAAGAUGAGAUGGAGUUUCCAGAAUUGUAUGAAGAAGCCACUGAAAUUGUCCUACUUUCCCUUACAUUAAAAAGAAUGUUGUCAUCUUGUGGAAUUGCUGAUUUUUCUCUGAAGGAUGUCAAAGAACCAUCUCCAAACAGAGUUCUAAAGAUCAUGUGUGCUAUUGCCAAUUUUAUAAAGUUUCAACAAGGAAGGAUUCAGGUGUACCAGGACUUGAAGGAAGAAAAUGACAGAUUUCGAGAUCAGUUUGAUCACAUGAUCCAGAAACGAGACAGACUCAAGGCAAAGAUUCAGGAAUUGAAAGCUGAAAAACCAAAGAAUGACCCAGAAUUUGCCAAGAUCCAAGAACAGUUGGAUAUUCUGAAUGACGGAUUACAGGAACGACUCAGGAAACAAUCUGUGAAACAGAAGGCUGCCACGGAGGUCAAGGCCAGACUGGCGGAGAAAAUUGCCAAUAGGGACAAAGUUAAGUUGGCAAUCACACAAGCUGAGGAGGAGGGGCAGAAGCUUAGUCAGAAAAUUGUCCAGUCCCCCGAAAAAGUUAUGGAGGAACAGGAUAUGAUGAAGGUACAUCUGGUGGAGUUACGAGGGAAUCUGGAGAGGAAGAGACAACAGCUGGAGGCCAAGAGACAACAAGUGGAGGAGUUUAAGGUCUCCAUCUCCAACAAUGAAAAAGCUACCAAACUGUUACACAACAUAAAAGUGGAUGUGGACGCAGCAAUAUCCAAGGCCAAUGAUAUCAAGGCAUACAGAGAGAAGACAGUGGACAAGAAAGAUUCCAUGAGAGAUCUGAGGAAGAAGAUUGAGAUAGUGGAGGAGAAUAUUUCAAACAGACAAGAAAAACUCUACAAACUAGCCCUCCAGCAGCAAAACAAGAACAAGGGAAUGCAAGAAACUUUGAAUCAACUUCAAGAGCAACGUUUGUUAAUGAUGCAACACUUCAGUGAUAAGGAGAAAGGUUUAAGGGAGUUGGAGGAGCAAAAACAACAUCUUUUGAAUGUUUUACAAGAAAGGCAGCGAGCACAUGCAGAAAAAGCUAAUGGCAUUAUGGGACUUUACUCAGAGCUUGUUGGAGCAGUGGAUAAAUAUCACACUAAAAUUGGAGUAGGCUGGAACAAAGUGCGAGAUGCUUUCAAUGACUGACAAUUAUGAACAAAGAUGUACAUGUUUAACUCCGCAAAGUACAUGCUUUUGUGAUUUUGAACCAGAGAUACUUGACAGAAAUGUGAAUAUUUCACUACACUACAUGUACUAGUAAAUUAGACUCAUUGUUUAAAGAGAAACUGUUUGCUAGUUUUCCAAUUUUUAAUAACACUUUUUUUUAGUAUAAUAC
This is a messenger RNA of Saccostrea echinata, 1574 nucleotides long. RefSeq lists its product as uncharacterized. The record is from RefSeq and is a predicted model, not a curated record. The transcript has 12 exons. Gene Ontology annotation, molecular function: protein-containing complex binding. Gene Ontology annotation, cellular component: Ndc80 complex; kinetochore. The coding region runs from base 41 to 1384 and encodes 447 amino acids. Gene Ontology annotation, biological process: meiotic chromosome segregation; mitotic spindle organization; kinetochore organization. NCBI's taxonomy places the organism in Eukaryota, Metazoa, Mollusca, Bivalvia, Ostreida, Ostreidae.